Molecule: messenger RNA, 359 nt
Organism: Drosophila subobscura
Lineage: Eukaryota; Metazoa; Arthropoda; Insecta; Diptera; Drosophilidae
Product: guanine nucleotide-binding protein subunit gamma-e
Exons: 3
Coding region: 83-301 (72 amino acids)
Biological process (GO): sensory perception of taste; phospholipase C-activating G protein-coupled receptor signaling pathway
Cellular component (GO): heterotrimeric G-protein complex
Molecular function (GO): G-protein beta-subunit binding
Source: RefSeq, a predicted model, not a curated record
UUCGUCCAUUUUGCGCCCAGUGAAGCGACCGAAUUCAUCAACUUUUGUGUCUGGGGUGGCAUGUGGAUAAAUUUCAGCCGCCAUGGAUCCCAGUGCUCUACAAAACAUGGAUCGGGACGCAUUAAAGAAGCAAAUCGAGAAUAUGAAAUAUCAGGCCUCCAUGGAGCGCUGGCCGUUGUCUAAAUCCAUUGCAGAAAUGCGGUCGUUCAUUGAGGAGAAUGAGAAGAACGAUCCGUUGAUUAAUGCUCCGGAUAAGAAGAACAAUCCGUGGGCUGAAAAAGGCAAAUGCGUUAUUAUGUAAUAUUAUCGUAAACCACAGAAAUACCGUAAUACCUAUGAUAACCAGCCAAAUAACACCA